AUCCGCCCCUGUGUCUUGAUAGAUGACUUGUGUAUAUCGAGAUAAUUUGGUAUACGUGUUAAACACAGCUACAAAAAAUGAAGAGUGUAAAAGCAUACACAUUCCUAUAGACGAGACUGGCCUUUGACGAGUCUGAAUAUUCACAAACCCGGCCAGUCUUAAGUGGAUGUUAAGGCAAACAAACCAACUUCUAUCAUGUUAUUCUACGUUCUUCUGGGCUGUUUUGCAUUUUUGGUGUAUGCUUUUAUCAAAAAAUACACAGAUGAGAAGUCAAGGAUAAUCGCAAAGAUCCCAGGACCUAAAGGAAUACCCAUCGUCGGGAAUGCACUCCAAGUCGACUUGGAAAAUAUUCACAAAGAUUUACUAAAAUGGGCUGAGGAGUAUGGUCCAAUCUUCAAGUUGAAUUUUGCCGGGGAAAUGAUAGUUGUACUUAACACCUUUGAUGCCAUCUACGAAGCUCUUGUCACAAAAUCAGCGGAUUUCGCCGGUCGAGCAAACGAUACCUUCAGAGUUAAAAUAAUGACAGAAGAUGAUGACGUCAUAUUUCAAGACUAUACAGAAAAAGUUAAAUACAUGAAAAAACUCAUGCUUCAGGGUCUAAAGAUGUACGGUGAGGAACGGUCCAAUAUAGUAAAGAUCACACAAACUGAGAUAAACUUGUGUAUGGAUAAAUUUGCCGCCAAAAUUGAUAAGCCGUUCAAUUAUGACGACGCUGUUGACACGAUGAUCUUGAAGAUUCUAACUGAAGUGAUAGGCGGAGUUCAGUUACCUGACGAUCACCCUCUUAUCAAACGAAUUACCGAGGUGACAGGUAAAUCUAUAAGAGUAAUGUCAGCGGGCAAUGGUGAAGAACUAGACAUAUUUCCAUGGCUACGUUUUUGUGGGAAUCGUUGUUAUAAACUAAUGAUGGAGGCAUGUAGAUUAAAAGCUAGUGCAUAUGCCGAUUUGCGGACAGAAUGUGAGAAAUCGCUUGAAUCUAACCAAAGUGUCAUAGGAGUUUUCAUAAAGGCGCAGAGAGACCCCUUAACACCGCACCAAAUAUCAGAUUCUAACGUCAUUCAGGUGGCAUGGGACCUCAUUGGUGCAGGAUUAACCACGACUAAAGGCACAAUCUCUGGGUUGUUUCUUCUACUGAUGAAACAUCCAGAUAUACAGGCAAAACUUCAGGAAGAGGUAGACCAAGUUGUCGGCAAAGACCGGAAUCCAAGUGUAGACGAUAAAGAAAACAUGCCGUACCUUCAAGCGACGCUUAUCGAAGUGUUACGUUAUUUGACGCAUGUGCCGAUUGCUGUCCCUCAUAAAACUCUGGCAGACACAAACGUUGCAGGAUAUGAUAUCCCAAAGGGAAUACAGGUUUGGACGAACAUAUUUGCGAUGCACCACGAUCCCUCAUUGUUUCCUGAUCCAUGGCAGUUUAAACCAGAACGUUGGUUGGAUGAUGACGGUAAACUGGUAUCUUUGGAGGAACGAAACAAAACCAUUUCAUUUGGAACUGGUCGACGUGUUUGUGUUGGGGAACAAUUUGCAAGAACCAGAUUAUUCCUGUUCUGUGCUUCAUUGAUGCAGAAAUUCACGAUUUGUCCACCAGAUGGCUCUCAAAGUCCGUCACCUGAUCCACGUGACUUUUUACUCGGAAAUGUACUCCAUCCUGUGCCAUUUCAAAUUAAAGCAAUAGCGAGACUGUGAAUCAAAGCCAGUAAUCUAAAUAUAGAGCAAUAUGAAACAUCAUCUACUUUAUAAAAUUAUUAGAGGUCCUCAAUUUGAAAAUGAAAUCUAUUUUAAUCACUGUUCCAAUUCACCAGUGAUAUUAUUUAUUUAAAUAAGCUGUCAUACAUAAUUGGAUCUUGAUAUUAACCAAAUAUAUAAAAAUUUCAUCGCAUUUUUCUAUUAUCAUCGGAGUGUGAGUAGAGUUAUUUAAAAAAAUGACUUUUAACUGCCACGUGAAAAAUUGAAGUUUUUUCACAAGUGUAAUCUUUGUUGGUUAACGACUGAAUCUGUAUAGGGGCGCUUGCAUGUAAGCAGCGAGUACAAUUGACCUACCAAUAUAU
This is a messenger RNA of Owenia fusiformis, 2048 nucleotides long. NCBI's taxonomy places the organism in Eukaryota, Metazoa, Annelida, Polychaeta, Sabellida, Oweniidae. The record is from the annotation of a GenBank genome assembly.